Molecule: messenger RNA, 729 nt
Organism: Fusarium sp. VM40
Lineage: Eukaryota; Fungi; Ascomycota; Sordariomycetes; Hypocreales; Nectriaceae
Source: the annotation of a GenBank genome assembly
AUGGCAGACGUUCCACUUGUCGUCAUCUCCGAGUUCGCGCAAGCAGAGCGUCGAAUCACUCCGUCUUGGUCCAUCUCUCAGCUCAAGACCAAGCUCGAAACUGUCACAGGUGUCCCGCCCUCUUGCCAACGACUCUCUCUCAAGCCUACCGCUGGCGCAGAGGCUAUCGCCAUUGAGGCGCCUAACGAAGACGACACCCACUUGACCAACUUUCCCCUGGCCCCAUAUGCAGAGCUUCAUGUAAUUGAUACACGGCCAGCGGCCUCCCGGAUCAAUCUGAACGACACCGCGAAUGUCGACAAGUAUGUCAUGCCCGAGGAGGAGUACGAGAAAAAGGCGGACUCGGUCCUAGCCUGGAAGAAGAACCAGAAGCUUGGCCGCUUCGACCCAGACGCCCCCAGCCACGAGCAAGCCAAGUUGGAUGCCCUUGACCGCGAGGUUGCCACGCGGGGCAUUGCUGUCGGCCGACGGUGUCGCGUUGGCGGUGAGGACACUCGACGAGGCCUCAUCCAGUACGUCGGUGAGGUCAAGGAAAUUCCCGGCGGUCUCGGCACCUGGGUCGCAGUCAAGCUCGACGAGCCCGUUGGCAAGAAUGACGGCAGCAUUGCCGGCACUCGCUACUGGGGUGAGCCCUCUGAGCUCAAGCACGGUGUCUUUGUGAGGCCGGAGCGAGUCGAGGUGGGCGACUUCCCAGCUCUUGAUGACUUGGAGGAUAUGGAGGAGAUUUAG